AUGGCAAUGUUUGCCUGUUUUUUGGCCAACAAUACGUUGACCGCCUGUCCGGACGCCUUCGACGACUACGUCCAGCACUUGAUGGCCAUUGAAUCGCGCGGUACUGACCGUCACAGUCGGGCAACUGUCGCCUGGUUUGAGCAGUUGUUGCAUAAUUACCGACAAACAAAAUUGGCCAUUAUGAAUAAGCAACCCGACGGGGCUAUAAUUACCGUUGUGAAUGUCAAUGCGUGCGAGUCAGGUGUGGGAAAGUCGACAUUUAUUAACGCAUUUGUGAACUAUUUGUCGUUUGAAAGUCUGGAUGCGGCAAAUGGUCAGCCCAUAUGUUUAAUUCCGGUUAGUUUUAGUCUGACUGACCCAAAGACACAAACACCUGUGAGGGUAGUAUUGGGUGAUCAGGAUAUGAAUGAGAACAGCGAUGACACGACUAAAUCUGCCACACAAUACCCGAAGUGCUAUAAAUUUGAAGAUGAUAAUAUUGUGCUCAAUAUAAUCGAUACGCCGGGAAUUGCGGACACGGAUGGCAUAGAUCAGGACAAUAGAAAUAUGCAAAACAUAUUAGACUUCAUAAGUAAUUAUAAGGAAAUCAAUGCCUUUUGUAUACUUUUAAAGCCAAAUGAAGCCAGACUUGAUGUGCUGUUUAAAUAUUGUUUGUUUCAAUUGUUCACUCAAUUGAAUAAAAGCGCCGCAAAUAAUAUACUAUUCCUAUUCACAAACUCCCGGAGCACUGAUUACAUGCCCGGAGAUUCCGGGCCCGCAUUACUCAGUAUUUUGGACCAAAUCAGGGAAAAUCCGCCAAAUGUUGACAUUUCUUAUAAUAGAAAUACAGUCUAUUGUUUCGAUUCCGAGUCGUUUCGAUAUCUCGUGGCUUCGGUUCCGCCAAAUAAUAUACAGUUUGAGCCGAGAUUAAAGUCGACAUAUAUUGAAAGUUGGGACCGAUCUGUUAAUGAAUGCCAGCGACUAUUAAACCACAUAAUACAACUGCCGGCACACAAAGUAAUGGACACCCUAUCACUCAAUAACGCCAAACAAAUGAUACAAUUACUAACCAAACCGUUAGCCGACAUCACAAAGAAUAUCGCGGAUAACGUAAUGCAAUGCGAAUUACAUAAACUUGGGGUUAAAAGGCAGACGCGGAUCACUCCUAAACUACAUAUACCUACCGUUGAAUUGCUUUACUUACCAUUGGCUCAGCCAAAGACAGUUUGUGGUCACGACCAGUGCUGUAACACCACGGUCAUUAAUCACAUAUCUAAACCAAACUAUCACACACCGUGCCAUUCACCAUGUUACCUUCACUAUAACGAUGGUAAUAUUCUCGGCAAUAGGGCCUUACGACUAUGCAAAGCUUUCAACAAAUAUAACACCAAAGAUCAUGAUCCAAAUAAAAGCAAGGUAAAACUGGGACUAGCUGGCGAAGUGUUUUCUAAAAUAACAAGGUCAAAUACGUGCCGCGCGUGUGGCCAUAGUUAUCAAGAUCAUCUAAAUAUUACUUACGAGCUCCAGGAGGUGCUCCGAGAAGUGCCCGACAAUAAUACGUGUGUAAAAUCAAUUGCAUUGACCGAAUCCGAUGCCCCGGAGCGUGAAAUCCAACGUCUGGACCAACGGAUCGCUGAAUUGAGUGCCGAAAGUGAGACAAUCAUUAACUCUAUGGCAUUGUUUGCCUGUUUUUUGGCCAACAAUACGUUGACCGCCUGUCCGGACGCCUUUGACGACUACGUCCGGCACUUGAUGUCGAGUCAACCGUACGGUACGGACCGCCACAGUCGGGCCAUAAUUGCGUGGUUUGAGCAGUUUUUGCAUAAUUACCGACAUGCAAAAUUGGCCAUCGUAAAUAAUAUGCCCUAUGGUGUUGUGAUUACCGUAGAACGUGUGGCACAGGUUGUUAGAAAUCUGUCCAUGAUGAAACAUAAUGGACACCUAUUUUGCAAUAUUCUAAGUCAUGAACGUCAGACCAAAGUCAAAUACCAUGUGAUUCACAACGAGAUAGAUUACAAGAAUCAAACGCAUAGAAGAUUUAGCUUGGCUACAUUUUUGGCAAAAUUAAAUCACCGAUUAAGCACCUAA
Medioppia subpectinata is the source of this 2067-nucleotide messenger RNA. The record is from the annotation of a GenBank genome assembly. Lineage: Eukaryota; Metazoa; Arthropoda; Arachnida; Sarcoptiformes; Oppiidae.